AUGAUCUUGCGCACUGACGUGGGCCGAAAGUCAGCGGCAGCAGCUUUGCCUGGGCGGAGGGUCCACAAAAGCCGCUGGUUCCGUUUGGCCGGACGGAUGGCGGCAUGCUGGGUUGUUUGGGCCUCGUGCUUCCAACCGGUGCCGCUCACCUACGUGGGGAAAACCGGCACUCCAUUCCAAGUCCGACACUGGAAGUCGUGGAGCACUACCAUGCUGGUGCGAGAGAAGAAGGGUUCCCUGUCGCGAAAGAAUGGCAAUGUUAAGGCACCAGGAGGUGGGAGGUCUCGCGCCUCCUCAUCUUCACCAGGAGGUGCCAAGGCAGCAAUGAUCUUGACCCGCAGAAUCAACAAGGCUUUGACAGCUGCAGAGUUGCUGGAUGUGUUGAGCGAGGCGGUGGUAUUUCCUGACUUUAACGAAUUCCACAUCUCAGCUGCAUAUCACACGUUGGCAACGUUUCAUCAGAAGAAGUUGCUGCUGCCAGUUUGUGCUGAAAGCCCAGUGCUGCCCAAGCUCCAUGCACGUGCUGAGGAGAGGAUCAAGUCGAGACAAAUCGAUCCACGGGGUUCUGCCAACGUGCUGUGGGCAAUGGCAGUGCUGCUUGAGGCAAUUCCCAGCACAACUUCUUUGCUUCCUGUUUUGAUGAACGUGUUUCCAGAGAAAGCACCUGGCAUGAAAGCACAAGAAUUGGCCAACUGUGUUUGGGCAUCAGCGCAGUUGAAGGAUGUCGCUCCUGAGGUGCUGCAAGUCGUGCCAGCACUCAUUGCCCAAAUUCCAAGUAAAGUUCCUGCCAUCUUCAGAGCAAUGCAGAAGAGCCCAGAAGAGCGAAUGAGAGCAGCGCAAGAGGUCCAAGUGCAGGAGCAGCUGGCUUGUCGCUACCGCUUCGACAUCUACCGUUUGGGCUGGUACCAGGGCCUGGGCGCCCGGCUGGUGGCCACCCUGCGGCCCUUCGUCCAGCUGCCGCAAGAGCAGCCGGAGUGCUACAAGGAGCUGCCGUGUGCGUGCGAUGAUGAGACUUUGCUGGUCGAUUGCGGCACGUGGUCCAGGAGCGGUGCCUGGGUCAUCCCCACCGACACGGUGCCGGGCGUCUUCCUGGCGCGCCUCGUGCUGGAGGACGCGCCGGACGCCUGGCGCUCGGACGCCUCGGAGAUCGCGCCCAGCAGCAAGUUCGCCAACAAACAUUGGGACUACCGCCGCAUGCCUCCCUGUGGUGAGACGCCCUGCGCAGCGGAGCUGCAUGCCUAUGGCGCUCAGCGACAUCGGCAGAAGACCAUGCUGCGCAAUGCGCUGCGGGAACCCCAUGCCUCGCACAUUUACUUUGUGAUCCGACAGGAUGCGCGCAAGACGGACAUUUUGCUUCAAACCAUCGAUACUACCUGGCGAGCCUACAACAACUACAUGGCGCCCUCGACCUACGGUGUGCUGCCCUUGCCGCGGCACAACUUCAGUAUCCCAGAGUCCUGGCAAAGCCGCAGGGCCUACAAGGUCUCGUACAAUGCCCCACUGGUCACGCGGGACACCCGGGCAGUGAAUACCCUGUUCAAUGCGGAGAUGCCUGCGAUACGCUGGUUGGAACGCCAUGGUUUCGACGUGCAAUACUGGACUGGCCUAGACGCGCACCUUCAAGGGGCGGAGAUUUCCAAGCGUGCCAAGGUGUAUGUUUCGGUGGGGCAUGACGAGUAUUGGUCUGGCGAGCAGCGGCGACAUGUGGAGCGCGCGCGAGACGCAGGUGUUCAUCUUCACUUCUGGAGUGGCAACGAGGUCUACUGGAAAAUCCGCUGGGAGACGUCGCCCGUAGACGGCAUGGCGGGGCGGACCAUGGUCGUCUACAAGGAGUCGCAGGAAUCCUUCAAGAUCGACCCCGAGAAGAAGCUUUGGACUGGAACCUUUCGAGACAGCAAAGAGUUUAACCCGGAAGGCGCCGACCCGGAGAACGCCCUCACCGGCACCAUCUUCACGGUCAACGCCUGGCGCCACGAUGCCUUAGAAGUGCCUGGCGUCUAUGCCCAGCUCCGGGUGUGGCGCCACACGCCGGUGGCCACGCUGAAGCCCACGCAGAGGGCGGUGCUGUUGAAGGGGCUCCUGGGCCACGAGUGGGACGAAGACGUGGACAACGGUGUGCGGCCGAAGGGCUUGAUCCGCCUCAGCGAGACGAAGGUCGACAACGUCCAGGCCAUCGUGGACCAUGGUGCUUGCUUCGAUUCUGGCAGUGCCACACACCACCUCACUUUGUACAAAGCCGCCAGCGGAGCGCUGGUCUUUGGCGCUGGCACGGUGCAAUGGGCUUGGGGCCUCGACCCGAUGCACGACUCGGUGACGGGUAUGAACAACAUGUGGGAGAGCGAGUACAACACUCGCAUCGGCGUAGACCCUUCUGGUCCGGAGCCUGCCGUGCAGCAAGCCACUCUGAACCUCUUUGCGGAGAUGGGUGUGCAAGCGCCGAUCUUGGGCGAGGGCAUGGUGCGUCCAUCCCCGUCCAAUGACACCGAGCCGCCAACGAUCGCCUGGACCGAGACGCGCCAGACGCGGGCUGGUUCGGCGCGCUUGGUCGUGCAAGCCGCAGACCGCGGGGGCGGGACAGUGGCGGCAGUGGAGUGGUCCAAGGGCGAUGGCCGCUUCCAUCCCAUGGACCGAAACUUAGCGAUGUCGGAGCAAUGGAUCAUGGAGAUCCCAGCGGAUGGAGGCGAGCUCCGCUUCCGCGCCAUCGACGACUCGCUGAACAUCGGCGAGGACCGCAGCUGGACGCCCGCGGCGAAGCGAAGCGGAGAGCUUUGA
Molecule: messenger RNA, 2772 nt
Organism: Durusdinium trenchii
Lineage: Eukaryota; Dinophyceae; Suessiales; Symbiodiniaceae
Source: the annotation of a GenBank genome assembly